This is a messenger RNA of Xyrichtys novacula (pearly razorfish), 14641 nucleotides long. NCBI's taxonomy places the organism in Eukaryota, Metazoa, Chordata, Actinopteri, Labriformes, Labridae. The record is from the annotation of a GenBank genome assembly.
CAUCCAAAGAAGAACAAGAACAAGUUGAAUAACUGCAGCUCCCCUGUCUUCCGUAACACUGUGUGGUUGAAGGAAAGAUGGCAAAGACGAAAGAGCGACCAAAAUCAAGAGCGAAGAAGGAGCAUGAAGGUAAAGAGACCAUGCAAGAGUCAGAGUCCUUAUUUAUCAGCAAGAAGUUACAAAAAAAGAAAUUUCAAAAGUUUUCUGCCAUGGAUGUUCGAGUCUGGGGAAAUAAUGACAUUUUGCUCGCUGGUUGCUCGAGGGUCUGUGUGCAAUGAAUAGAUCAACAAACGAGUAACCUUCAUUUGAAAAAAAAAACAAAACAAAAAAAAACUAUUAUUGCCAAAAGUCUCUUAUAAAGUGUUUUGCAGCUGAUGGUUCAGGGUAGAGGGUCUUUGGACGCAACAUCAACAGACAGACAGACGCAUUCCCCCAAACAUCAUUAUAUGGGAUAAUACUGCAAAUCUAUCUAGAAUAAACCCAAGUAGUUGAAAAACAGAUAACUUUAAAACAUUUAGAUCUAUUUACUAAUUUUUUUUAUUAUGAUCAAUUUACAGUAGUUUGAUUUGAGUUCACCAUUCAAACAUGGUUCAGUUGAUUGUCAAAUAAAACAUAUUAGGAAAUACUAAAUGGACAAUAACCCUUUUUCUUGUUUUAUCUCAAGUGUUUCAUUAUGUGUGUUUCCACAAAGCUGGUGACCCCACAGAGGGAACUUUUAGUCAUUAUGAAAAAAAAAAUUAGCCAAUAUUAUAAUGAUCAACCUUUGUUUUUGUUUUUUUUCCAGUAACAUGGUCCGGGCUUGUCCUAUUCUAUUUUAAAACUACUACCAGCCUAUUGUAAUAUGACACUACUAUCGCUUCUAUGACUCAUAUUAAUACUACUACUUCUACUAAAACUUAUGCCGCCACAAUUUACACAUUACACUUUGGUAUGUUGCUGAAGUAGCUGUUUUUGUUUUGUUAUUCUAUUAUUGUUUCUGUCGUGAUUUUGUAUUGAAACAGAUUUGCACUUGGCAGCAUCACCACAAUACAAAGCUGUAUUUAUUCUAAGCAAAUGACAAACUGGUUGAAAUAGCCGUGGGUCUGUGCUUUAUACCUUGUAAGACAACUUCUCAUAAACUUUGACAAUAAAUCACAGGAACUAUUCCACUUUUUGCCAGCACCACUUUUCAAAUACACACUGAAGAUAGUUUACAGGUUUUCAUUUAAUUCAUAAAGAAAAGUGUCAGCAGCAAUUUUCCAAACAAUUUUUUAAAUUAACUUUAUUAACUUCAAUGUCAGAUGCAGUGCAGAAGCAAAUCAAGGCAAGGUUACGUAGGUGUUGACUGUUCAGGUCAAUUCGACAGCAUAGAUUUAUAUAUGCUGAAUACAUGUAAUUUAAAAUACAAAAAAAAUUGUGGUAGGUGGCUUCAGGUUAGAAAUAUAUUCCUGCAAAAAGCCACCUAUGCCUUUAUACAUCUCCACUGAUUCAAUAAUAAAUUGUUCCUGGUCACUUUAUCUCUAGGAAAUGACAUCAUAGAAGAAGAAGAAGAAGAGGAGGAGCUCAUAAGAAAGGCCAAAUCCAGACCACGUUCAUAUAAAAAAUCAUCUGCAGUGAACGCUUCCUUCAAAACUUUAACCACCACCACUGAAAAAAACAGUAAAUACUUCAAGUCAUCAGUGAAAGAGAGGGAUGAUGACAGUGACGACUUUGACAUGGUGACCUCAGCACGACCUAAAUUUAAAUUGAUUAAAGCCAAGAAAACACAGAAAACAGACCAUGUUGGUGAUGAUAAAGAGGAAGAGGAGGACGACGACAGUGAAGAUGAAGAUGAUUGGGAAGAAGUUGAAGGUAAGUGAGAGACAAGAAGAAAUUUAUGCUGUUUGUGGUGAUAGAUCUUAGCAUCAUAGAAUAAUGUUAACACAAGCAUGACCCAAAUGAUGUAGGGAGCAAAUGACAAAAUUCUAAGGUGUCUUGGUUUUUAUCAGAGCUUGAAGGUCAAGUGGAACCUUCAGAACCUGCCUUGCCCUUCCAGCCAGUGGAGAUAGUGAUAGAGACUCCAGAAGUCAGGAGGAAGUAAGUGGACAUCUUAUCACUUUUAGUCUUUACAGUGAAUAUGGUAAAAAAUAUAAAUAUAUAACAUACAAUAAACACAAAAAGUGGAAUUAUUGCUUUUUUUAAAGCAAAUGUCAGUAUAUUAUUUUUAAAUAUCAUCAUUUUUUGUUCAUUUUGCAUUCGUCUUUGGCCAGGCAAAAGAGGCAGGCUGAGUUUGAGAGUUAUCUGAGGCGGAUGAUGAACAGAUUCAAGAAAGACCAGCUCAUAAGCACACACAAGGUGAAAAUACCCUCACAUGUUGAUCUCAUCUUUGCUUCAGAAUUCUGUGUCAGAUUCUGUCGUAAUUCUGUCACCACAUGUGGGCUUUGGUCAUUACUAGCCUGUGUUUGGUCUCUCAGGUCCACCUCAUGUGUCUGAUAGCCAGUGGGAUGUUUCGUAACCGUCUGUGCAGUGAACCAGACCUGCUGGCCAUCACUCUGUCCCUCCUUCCUUCUCACUUUGCCAUGGUCCCCAAGGAUCGCAUCGACCAGAACUACCUCUCUGGACUGCUCAAAUGGUGUGUGCUCAUGAGAGUUGAGAUAUGAAAUUUGACCUGUAGUGGUGCCAGAAAACCAGAGUGGUCAACCUUACCAUGUCUGUGAUUAUUAAGUAAGUGACAAUUAUUAUAACUGUCGCACCCUGUCUCUUCUCUUCCAGGUUUAGAGCAACUUUUACCCUCAACCCCAGUGUCCCCUGUGAGGAGUUUCCAGACCCCUGGGCCUUGAUGGGGAGGCGGCUUGCCAGCCUGUCAGCCAAAAACCACCAGGAGAUGACUCAUGUUGGUACUUUUUCACUCAACAGAUCCAUAUGAAGCUCUUUUCAGUGAACAUAUAGAGAAUAAAGUUGGAUUAUGAAUUAAGCUCCUGUAUGUUGUUUUAUUCCUGCAGCUGUUUCUGCUGGUCCUGAGGUCUCUGCAGCUCUUCUGUAGAUUGGUUCUUUCUUUGCAGCCCAUUCCUCUCAAAGCCCCGUCAGUCAAGGUAAUAAUAGUCUCUUAUCAAACAUUUCUAUCCUACCAUAUGUCUAUGCAGCCGUCAGACACAGCAGCGGUCUACUUUAAACUGGACUAAGAACUCUGACUCAUACCACAUGCUGGGUUAGAAGUGUUCAGAUCUGGACCAGACAGCUCUUCUCAGAUUGCCUGGUCUUACUUGACUUGAGACAAAGAAACUACAAACUACACUUAUGUGUCUUAUUUUUCUUGUUGACAAUAGACCUACUUUAAGUGUAACUCGGAACGCUGCAUCCUUUCAACACCCAUGUUUAUUCAAACACGUGUCAUUCACUUUGUUUUCGGGGUGCAGAAAGAGCUCAUCCUGGUUCUUCUACAUAUUACUAUUCAGAUACAUAGUCUCCUGAGAGUAAAGUGAUCCUGGCUCCAAGCGCCAGCCUCUCCUCUCCCGCCCCUGCAGGAGCUUGUGCUGUGACCUUCACAAUGCAACCUGACUUCUUGUUACCCCCAAACCCAAAGAGCUGCCUUUUAAAAUCAGAUUACACUUUAUUUCUGAGCACCUCUUGAUCCUGGACUAAGUGUCUAAAAAUGAUCACAGUCCAAAAACUACUUUAUACAGGGAAAGGACAGAUUACAGAUGACAUCGUUUUUAAACUCAGAUUUAUUGAAUUCAACCCCACUUACACUACUCUCCAUAUUAGAUAAAUCCUUUUUAUUAACCAGUGCACAGUGUUCUUAAAUUAUUAGGAUAUCAUGGCGAACAAGUACAACUUAUGAGACAGAUGACUAUGUAAGUGACCUCUCCGGAUUGCUCUCACUUAGAAUUAGUGCAGUAGCAUAAAAAAAUCAUGCAGCAGAAGUCUAAACCAACAGCUGUGGUUAUUGUGAUCAAACUACUUCUUUUCUGAUUUUUCUGAGAGUAUGUACAGCUUUGUUUACUAAGGCUGUAUUUGUUCCAAUAAAAUAGAUGAAGCAGAAUGCAGAAACAAAGCUCUAAAUCCAAGAGCAAUAAAGCAAUUCAGAAACUGGAUAAAAACAGAUGCUACUACUCUAAUGUUGUUUUUAUUAUAAGUCCAAACUACUUUUUUUGUGCAGUAGAGGGUUAAAAAUAAAGCCUGUUCCAGCCAAACAUUUUGAAUUAUGAACGUGAAGAGUAAUGUCAUUCAAGCUUUCAUUUUAUCUUCUUAAAAGUACAAGAAACGAAAAUUGACGAGGCUGAAGAUUCACUUAUUCACUCUCCUCUGAGCUCCUGUGAAACAUGAUGUGUGUGAUUAUUUUUUUACUAUCAAGAAUGAGUUUUAAUAGUCAUGCAUUGAUAUUAAAUUUUUUUUAUUAAUAUCACUUUUUGGAGGCGGUCUUGCCAUCAUUAAAAUUAAAUGAUGAAACUGAUAUAAUAAUACCAAAUUAUUUUGACCAAUAUCCAUGGACACCAAUGCUUAGUUGAUGGGUUGGUGAAUUACUGAGUCCUGACUAAGUUCCUGACUAAUUCAUUCACUAGGUUGAUUUAAGAUGUUGACUGAAACAUAAUUAGCAAACAAGUUAGUUUUGUCAUUUUGGAAUCAACUUUUGUCCCAGUUUGGCUAUUACUUUAACCAUCUUCACCAUUUUUUUCACUAAUUCUUGAAUAACAGCAUCCCACCACAACUGAAAGAAUUACCGGAACCACCAUAUCGGCACAUGUUUUCUUAUUAAAGGGUGUUUGUUCUUAUAUAAUCUUCUGUUCUCACACAAAUAAUCUGAAUGUGUCUCUCCAGGGCAAAGAGGCUAAAUCACCUGCGAGUGCUGCAAUAAAAAACACAAAGAGAACAGGCAAAGAUACCUCCAAGACCAGCCGCUCUGAGCCAAAGGUAUCCACAGGCACUAAGAGACCAGCAGGUGAGGGGAAGAACAAAAGAGACGGAGGAGGGAAGAAGGCAAAGAUGGACAAAAUCAAAGAAGAGGAUAUGGAAGAAGAUGAAAGAGUAAAAAUGUCAGGAGGGCAGAGGCCAAAGAACUCACAACGACGCAGCAUUGCAUCAAAAGUCAGCUACAAAGAGGAGAGCAACAGCGAAGAAGAAAAGGAGCAGGAGAGGCCUAGCGAUGAGGAAUUUCAGGCAUCAAGUGAUGAGGACAGUGUUGAUUCAGAGAGCGGUACUUCAUCCAGAAAGAAGAAAAAUGGGAAAAGGAAAGGGUCCAAUGACAAAUGUGCUCCGGCUCAAAAGAAAAGGAGUGGUUGGCAGAAAACACAGAAAAAAGACCAGAAGUUGGAGGAUGAAGAUGAAGAAGAAGAAGAAGGAACAAAACAAAACACAACAAAUCGAAGAAGUGGGAACAAGAAAGAGGGGCUUGGAGCAGACGAGUGGUUAGAGGUAUAUCUGGAAAAAACGUCCUCUUGGGUUUGUGUGGAUGUGGGGAACGGUGUCGGCAUGCAUCAUCUCUGCUCCAAGAUGGCAACAACACCUGUGACAUAUGUGGUGUCAGUGGACGGAGACGGGUUUUUGAAGGACCUGGGGAGGAAAUAUGACCCCACCUGGAUGACAUCAUCCAGGAAGAGGCGUGUGGAUCAACAUUGGUGGGAGGAAACACUUGAACCUUUCCUGGGACCUGAAGAUGAGAGAGACAAAAAGGAAGAGAAAGAGGUCAGUAAGAAAAUGUGCACAUUCAUAGAGACCAACUCAAGAUGAUUUUUACACAUGAUGUACAAACACAAACAUGUGUGAGCUCAGAUAUGCAGAGAAACUCCACUGACAGUCUGAAUUAGUCGCUGUCAAUCUGUGCUUUUCUAUUUCUUUGUAGUUCUACAUAUUUUUACCUGAAAAUGUAUUUCUCACAUCAAAUUUCACUUGUGCCAGUUGAUUGAAAGUGUUAUAUUUGAUUUCUUCCCUUCCUUUUUUUGCAAAUCCCUCACUACUUUUGGAUGUGUUACAGUAAAAGCUUUUUGAGCUUUAUAUCAUCGUUUGAUGUAAUUGUUACAAAACUGCAGAAUUAAGAACUUGUAGAAAUUAUGAAGCCAUAUAAUAUCCGGUCCUAUAACAGCAAUUUUAAAAUAUUUAGCCCUUUAAUAUAAAAUAAAUACACAAACUAGACCACUCUUGACAAGAAAUUUGAUUUAACUCUUAUUUUAAAUACCUGAAGGUGCUGCCACAGUGUUGUCCUCAAGCAUGCCAAAGACAUAAUGUUACAAGAGUUGUGCAUCUAGAAGUGGGAACAACACAGGCAAGGAUAAAAUAGCCAACAAUUUCAAGUUAGAAAGCAAAGAGAAAUGGUAAGCUGGGAACAGCAAAGGAGACUAAAACCAAACUUUAAGCAGUAACAGUGCUACAAAAUGAUAAGAUGAGGGGACAAGUUUGGUGCUGAAUUUACCAGGAGUUGAAGUUCUGAAGUCUCUUUAGGUGUUUGCAGAGAGGAGCAAGUCCGUUAAAAAUUUCAACACACAAUUGAAGUAAAUAAAGUCUGUAUUACUGAACAUCUUCUGUUAACUUCACAUAUGGCAGGGAUGAUCUCGUACAUGUUGUCCUUUGUCCAGGGUAUUCAAGGCUUGAUUGUAGGGGUGUUUCAGCCUGGUAUCAAGCAGAUAAAGCACUGGACAGGUGUAAAAGUAUCAUAUAGUUAAAUUUAAAGUUGGUAUAAGCAGAGAAGCAAGCAGUCAGCAAUAUGGUGUUACGGUAUGUUUAACCCUAACUUAAUUUUACACUGGAAUAUCCCUUUAAAACAAACAAGACCAGCCUGAAUCAAUCGACAAACCUUUUCUGAAUGGCUUCUUUAUGUAGUAAUGUGCCCGCUCUACAAUUACGGUAUUUUGCCAAUCUUAUCACUGUUUCAGUUUGGGCUGAGUUUUGGAAGUGUGUUUUCUCAUAUACAGUAAUCAUGUAAACAACAGUAAAGAAGGCACUCCUUACAAAGCUUGGUAUGUUAUAACAGAUCUUUCUGAUCUGAUCCCAACAAGAGUGGAUUUCUUUAUUUCAUGUUUGAAAGGAUUAGAAAAUACCCCUGGUGCAAGAAAGAAGUCCUUGUUACUAACUGAUACCACACAUUUCCUUCUAUACCAUCUGCAUGUCGACUGCUCAGCUCCAGAACAAGCUGCUGAAUAAACCCCUGCCCAUCUCAGUAGGGGAGUAUAAGAACCACCCGCUAUAUGCUUUAAAGAGACACCUGCUGAAGUAUGAAGCCAUCUACCCCUCAACUGCCACGAUACUGGGAUACUGCAGGGGAGAGCCUGUGUACUCCAGGUCAGUUGUUCAACAGAUGCCAUAAAAGUGUUGAUAUUUCCUGUUUCAGGUGCUCAGUCUGCUUUACUAUUGCAGAUAUACUGUCUAAGCCAAGCUCUGUUCCCCAUGUAAAAAGAAAAUGUAACUGUAUUCAGUUAAGAAUUACAAGGAUGUCACAAAUUGUAUCAACAAACAUGCACUUGGACCAAACUGGCUGAUUUCUGGUUUCUGUGUUUGAAGAAAUCAUCAUGUGUCAGUGUCCACCUGAUGGUGCUGUUUGAUUAUUUAAACUGUAUUGUGCACUCAGUGUUUUAGUCCUUCUGCAAAACAACGUACUCUACAAGCAAAAUUCAUGAUCUUAACUCCAUUGUUUUGUGUUACUCUGGUGUCUUUUCUGUUUCUGUAGGGACUGUGUGCACACCCUCCACUCCAGAGACACCUGGCUAAAAGAAGCAAGGGCGGUCAGACUUGGAGAGGAGCCAUACAAGGUGAUAGGGAAUUCCUAAAUCUGCUCUUUUUUCACUUUCAACAUUUACUCUCUGCUUUGAGUAUGUUUUUGUUUCAUGCUCUUGUUUCACUCUAGUUAAACUUACUCUUAUCUUUAGUUAAUUCAGUUAAACAGUCUUUUUUUUGAGUCAUGACCAAUUUUGACAUAAAUGAGGAGUAACCCCAUGAACCGUGACAUCAAAACAAAAGCUUGGUCACAGUCAGUGGUUUUAAAAGGAAAUCCACACCCCACGGAUGUUGAAACAUGUCCUUAAAAAAGUCUAAUGUGGUGAGUUUGAGACGUCAGUUUAUGGGGUGUACGGGGUCUGAAUGAUCAAUUCAAUUCAAUAUAGCUUUAUUCAUCCCCUAGGGCAGGGGUUGGCAACCCACGGCUCUGGAGUCGCAAGCGGCUCUUUCUCCCCUAAGCUGCUGCUCCCUGUGGAUUUGGAAAAUAAAUAAUAAAUAUUUAAUUUGCAUUUAUUUUAGUUUAGUUUUUUUGUGUAAUUCUAAAUUCAAAGAUUAUAAUGCGCUUGUAACAUUAAAUAAACCAAUUUUUUUAUCGCUCAAAAUAUGCAUCAUAACUGCGGACUAGGGAAAACCAAAAACAAGGAACAAGGAGACAUAUUUCCUAGGUGAUCUAAAUAUUGACUGGAAAUCUAAGACCUGCACUUUAAAAAAUGGGCUACUUGUCACUGCGAAUGUAUGUAAUGUGACUCAGAUUGUCAAUCUGCCAACAAGAAUUUCCUGUUGCAUCACUGGGACUGUCUCUUCUACAUGUAUAGACCAUAUUUAUACCAACGCCAGUGAACUUUGCUCCAAGGCCUAUUCUAUCCCCAUAGGAUUUAAUGACCAUAAUAUUGUAGUCACUGUGAGGAAAACUAAAAUGUCUAAAGCUGGACCCAAAAUUCUAUUUCAGAGAAUAUAUAGAUCUUUCAAUGAGGAGAAUUUUGUAAAAGAAAUACAGGAGUUGAGUUGGCAUAGGAUAUGUACCAUACAGGAGACUGACGUUGCUCUUGAGCUCUUCACAGACCUGGUACUGAAAGUAAUUUACAAGCAUGCUCCGCUUAGAAAGUUCACUGUAUGAGGCAACUCUGCUCCUUGGAUUCACAAUGAAUUGAGAGGCACAAUGUCUGACAGAGAUAAUACUAACUUAGCAUCUGCCAGAUCAAAUGACCCUAUGGACUGGAUAAAGUAUAAGAAAUUAAGAAACAGUGUUGCUAAAAUGAAUAGAUUGAAGAAAAAGGCAUAUUUUCAGGAAAAACUAUCUGAACACAAGAACAAUGGGGAGAAACUAUGGGCAACUUGUAAUACUAUACUUGGCAGGUGUAGUAAUAGUUUCCCCUUACUUGUUGAGGCUGAUGGUGUACAUUUGACAAAACCUUCAGAAAUUGCUGACUACUUCAACACUUAUUUCACUGACAAGGUGUCAAAUCUAAGGAGUAAGAUGAGCUGUACUACUGAUGACAUGAGAAACUCUACCUAUUUAAUCACAGAUAAUAUCAUGAGUAAUAAAAAAUGUACAUUCUCACUGAAACCUGUAUCAGUUGAAGAGGUAAAACAGCUUUUGAUGUCAGUAAAAAAUAACACACAAUUUGGUCUUGAUAACAUUGACGGCAGACUGAUAAAAAUUAUGGCAGAAUAUAUUUCAGUACCCGUGUGUCACAUCUUUAAUUGCAGUCUCAGGGAUGGUGUUUUUCCUCGAGCUUGGCGAGCAGCUAAAGUAAUCCCUAUCAUAAAGAAUAAAAAGAAUGCAUUUAAUGGGUCCAAUUGUAGACCAAUCAGCAUUCUUCCUGUGCUCAGUAAGAUUUUGGAGAGAAUUGUAGUUAAUCAAAUAUUGAUAUACUUUACCUCUAAUAGAAUAGAUUCAAUUUACCAACAUGCUUAUAAGCAAGGCCAAUCAACAGCGACAGCCCUUUCUCAAAUGACUGAUGAAUGGCUCAGUCAUAUGGAUAACAGGAAAAUUAUAGGUGCUGUACUGAUUUAUUUCAAUGCUGCAUUUGAUCUAAUCGAUCACAGGGUUCUGUUAGCAAAACUCAGUGCAUAUGGGUUCAGUCUGAAUGCCAUGGGAUGGGUAAAGAGCUACCUGUAUUCCAGAAUGCAAUGUGUAUAUUUUAAUGGUAACUUUUCCUCUUUUAAACAACUUGAGUGUGGCAUUCCACAGGGGAGUUGCCUUGGUCCUUUAUUAUUUUCUAUUUUUACUAAUGAUCUGCCACUGGUUUUGAAUAGUGCAACUAUGACCAUGUAUGCGGAUGAUUCCACUGUGCAUGCUGCAGCAGACAGUUAUAGUGAACUUAAUUGUCUCCUUCAGAAGGGACUUGACUCUGUCUCUGAAUGGGUCGAAAACAACAGACUUGCACUUAAUAUACCAAAAACUAAAUGUAUCACCUUCAGUUCUAACCCCAUCCUCAGAAGGAAUCUUCAUCUCUCCUUAUAUAUUAAGAACACUGCUCUUGAGCAGGUGCGUAAGGUCAAACUCUUAGGACUGACUAUUGAUGAGAAACUAUCGUGGUCCACACAUACUGAUAAUAUUGUUCAAAAAAUGGGCAGAGCCAUCUCAGUAAUUAAAAGAUGUGCCAUGUACCUGAAUGAUCACACAAUAAAACUUGUCACCCAGGCACUGGUACUUACUCACCUGGACUACUGCUCUAUUGUAUGGUCUUGUACUUCUAAAAAAGACUUACAUAAACUUCAACUCGUGUAAAACCGAGCCGCACGUCUGGUCUUAGGCUGCCCUUUCAGAACCAGUGUUAAAAGCAUGCACUCCAAGCUCCAGUGGCUAACUGUGGAGGACCGGCUGUCCUGUAACCUUCUUACUUUUUUUCAUAAUGUUUUUUUCCUUACACAAGCCUGUAUAUUUUUUUCUCAAAUCUCUCAUAUUCACGACAUCCAUAAUCAUCACACAAGACAGGUUACAAAGGGCUUAUUUGUUUUACCUUUUCCAAAAUCAUGCUUUAUGUAAAACAGUCUUAUACAGAGCCAUUUUUUCUUGGAACAUGUUACCUGACAUUGCCAGAAGUAUUAAAACCACACACAGUUUUAAAAAAUAUCUUAAAAAUCAAUAAUUAUGGUCAGUUUUGAUUUCCUCCCUGUCCAUGGAUAUUUUUAAGUUUUACAGGGUUGUUAUAUCUGACUUGUUAUAAGUGUUAUUUUGUUGUUAUUGGGAUUAUGGUUUUGUAUUGAUUUUGUUAGUGUUUUGUUGUUAUGACUUUUUUUCUUUUUCAUUAUUAUGACUAUCAAUAUUUUUAAUUGAUGUAAUUGUUCAUUUUAUUGUUUUUAAUGGACCCCAGGAAGAGUAGCUGCUACCUAGUGUAACAGCUAAUGGGGAUCUUAAUAAAAUCAAUCAAAUCAAUCAAUCAAUCAAUCAACAUCUGUGGGGUGUGGAUUUCCUUUUAACCACUGACUGUGACCAAGCUUUUGUUUUGAUGUCACGGUUCAUGAGGUUACUCCUCAUUUAUGUCAAAAUUGGUCAACACAAUUUUCCGUACUUUGUGGUUGGUUUCUACUUUCUGAUGUUGUAGCAUGCUAACUUUGUUUGGGCUUAUGAACCACACGGGAGCAGCCUCACAGCCAAUCAGCACUAAGGAGCAGCGUCUGCCUCACAACCAAUCAGGUUGCGGGAGACGGAGAAUGGCUUUGUCAGAAAGAGCGGGCCACUCAAAAAUUUAAAAUGUUGACUACACAGACAUAACAAAAACAGCGAUAUCAUUAUAUUACCAAAUGUCAUUAAUAACUAAUAACUAUCGACUGACAUUAAAAGCUUUUUUGUAUAUACACCACAAAAAAUGAUGCUUCUUUAACAGAAUCCUGCCUACCCCACCUUUAAGGUCUGCAUGGAGGAUUUUCACAUUAAUAAUAAAAGAGUUAGAUUUCUUUUUUGUUUGAAAGAAACUGUACAAAGCCUCUGGAUAUAAUACAUGACUGCAUUACUUUUCAUCAUGUAGUCAUCUGCUUGACUGUCAUUAACAGUUAUUAUUAAUUUCUUAAUGUCAGAUUGCUGGGCAGAACUCCAAAUGUCUCCUGUAGCAUUUUUUACUGAGCCUUAUAUUUAAACAUCUGCUCUUACAAAAGUUAUCAAAAUGUUAACUCAAGUUUAGUAGUUUUGCUUUUGAACUGUCAGUAUUAUAAAACUGUUAUCAUUAUUUUGUCUAAGUUAUCAGCUUACAUAGUGAGACUGUGUGUGUGACCAUGUCCCUGUGUUGCUCUUCAUUAGAUGGUGAGGGGCCUUUCUAAUCAUUCCCGUAGGGCCAGGAAGAUAUCGGAGCAGAAGGAGGAGAAUGACCUGGCUCUGUUUGGAGAAUGGCAGACUGAAGAGUAUCAGCCACCCAUUGCUGUAGAUGGGAAGGUAAUUAUCUUCAUACACUUAAGUUAUGUCUGUGUUGGAGUAUAGUUGACCGCUGCUGCACAUACAAGCUUGCCAAAAAAUGUGACCUCCAUUUUCUUGCUGUCAAAAGAAGAAGCUGAGUUGAAAGAUGACAAAACUUGACAUUCAAAGUUGCUUGUACUUCGAUAUUUACCACAGUACUGUUAUCAUGCUCUCUGUUUCUGUUAUUUUCAGGUUCCUCGUAAUGAAUAUGGUAAUGUCAACCUGUUUAAGCCCUGUAUGUUACCUGUGGGCUGUGUUCACCUGAGGCUGCCAAACCUGCAACGUGUGGCCAGGAAGCUGGACAUCGAUGCUGCCCCCGCAAUCACAGGCUUUGAUUCCCAUGGAGGAUACUCACAUGCUGUGUAAGAAAACCUUGAGAAACCUCCAGCUGAGACAGAAUCUGUUUAUUCCAGAAAUGCUGGGAGAUGAUAUCAGUAGAGUUAAAUUUAGACCCACUCCAGCCUAAGGGUGCAACAACAACACUGUAUAUUCACUUCAUCUUAAGUGCUCUUGUCUUUGUAGCCAGAAAGCCUUUUAGAAUGAGGAGUACUAGCAAGUGUCUUUAGACACUGAAUACCAUCUGCGUCCUUUUAUUCUCUGUUAGAAAUCUGAAAACAAGCUUGGAUGAUCUUGGUCAAAAUGUUUGUGGGCAAAGAAAUUUCUCUCUGUUGCUUUUUUCUAUGUUACCCCACAUGCUUCUGUGGGGUAUCUGCCUCAGCAAUCCCAUAUCUGUGGUAUCAUAGAGAUUAGUCUAAACUCUCACUUUUAUUGCUGUGGUAUUUUAUUGCACAGCUGGAACUGCCACUAUCAAAGUACUGAUUUAUUUUAGUACAACUUUUAGCAUUUUCUGUGGAGCUGUUUGUUUUCUGUGCUUAAACAAUCCACUCUUUAGUAUUAGCACAGUGUAACAUUACAUUUGAAAAUAUGAAACACACACAAACCCUGCACAAGGUGAUAUAUACUCAGAUGGUCUCUGUGGAUUUUAGUCCCAGCUACAAAAGGAAGUAUGAAAGUCUGUUCCUGUAAAAUCAUGCUAAUGAAGCAAACAUGUUCUUUGUUAAUCAGGACUGAUGGUUACAUCGUGUGUGAGGAGCAUGAGGAGGUGCUCAGAGCUGCCUGGGAGGAAGAACAAGAGCUUCAGAAACAGAAGGAAAAAGAGGUGUGUGUUUGUGUGACUACUGUUGAUGUCAACCAACAAAAAAAAGGAAACAAAAUUGUCAAAAACAUUUUUGUGUACAGGGUUAAAAAGAAAAGAAGUCUUUACAGAAAAAUAAGUGUCCCGUAUUUGCAAAACUGCAAAACUUGAAAUGAAAGAAAAUUUAAAAAGAGAUGACUUCAGUUUCAUUGUUAAUUUGUUUAAUGCACUACACGAUCAAAGUACGAGCACACCGACUGAUGUCAUUUUCCCUUUUUUGUACUAGCAAACUUAACUAAAAACAUCAAACUCAUCAAAAACUACUGGAAACUUCAAAACUAUUACACCUUUUUACAAAGUUGUAACUCUUUGAUUUAUCCUGACCAUGUAAAACUGAUACAGAAAGUCCUUGAAUAACUAGCUUACUCGUGUGUUAAAGCUCAGCUUUUGAUUUCAAAACCCUGUUUCCUUCUGAGACACUUUGUAACCUCUCCAUUUCUUCCGUUUUUCAGAAGAGAGAAAAGAGGGUGAUCUCUAACUGGACCUUGCUAGUGAAGGGACUCUUGAUCAGGGAAAAGCUCAAGCAGCGCUUCGGCAAGAAGAACCAGGGACUGGCCGACCUCACUCAUGGAGAGGAGGGCUGUGGGUUUUCCUCUGAUGAGGAGGCUGUUAAGGAUGGCAGUUCUGGAGCUAAGACUGCAGCUGAAAUACUGGCCAUGUCGUGGCCCCAGAACAGACAAGCAGAGGAAGAGGGCGGGGGCUUUAGCGGACUUAAGAGGACAACAAAGCGAGAAAAGAGAGGACAAGAAAGACAUGUUUCCCUUUGAGAAAAUAUGAUGUCAGUUACUUUGAUUUAGCUCAAAGUUGCUGAAUUUCAACUCUUACAAGCUGCAAAAGAUUUUAUAGCAACCGUAGCCUCUCCACUAUCUGCCACAGUUGAAUUUCAUCAUUUUCUAAAGAGGUGCAUCCAGAAUAUGCCAAAUGAAUUAGUGGCAUUGUUACCGGCUCCCCAGUUUAACACAAAGCGUGACAUAAUGAACACAGAUGUGAAUCCUUUUUUAUGUGAACGAUUGGACAGAGAGAUUGGACCUUCUCUUGAGGGUUACACAUGAAAACCCACAGUUGAGGAGAUGAUUAUGGUUUCUUUUCAAACUCUCACUGUCUCGAUUUCUCUCAGACUGUGCUUACCUUUUUCUCUAUUUCCUUGUUAGGCUGCUAAACCCCUGGAGGUUAAUGUGUUUCUCUGUUUCACAUUCAGCUUCACACUUAUCUCUUUCUACACCUUCAUCACUCUUUCACACCUUGUGCCUGUAUAUUUGUUCCCACUCUGCAGAUGGAGGUUUUAUUUAAAAUAGUAAACAGUUUUUUGUACAGACAGUAUUUUUGUUAGAAGUUUUCAAACAGCAGUUAAAGGAAAAUGGCAAGAAUAAAUUUGAGUUGUUCACUUU